CCGCGCACGCGCGACAUUCAAAUGUAAAUUUUGUUAUGAUACCUUUAUUUUUCUAAUACAGCAUCGAUAUACGUAUAAGAUGGCUGAGAUAAAUGAAGACCUUAUGAACUUUGAAUGUGAGGAGAAGAGAGCAGCUGACAGGUCAAACUUAGACAAAGAAGAUGAAUAUGACGAUGAAAACACGGAAAACCAGGCGCUGACAAUACCACCCAGCCUCGUACAGUCACCGGUCAUUGUGAACUCUAUCCUGAAACAGUCAAACAAAGACAACCUGAUACAACUCUACACACCUAUCCAGAAAGCAGAGAAAGGAAAAUUGAAAGUACACUUUGGACAUGACAGCUUGUUGGAAACUCCAAACAUACGGCAAACCAAGAAGAGAGUCAACAUCGCAGAGUGUAUCCAGGAAUCAGAAACAGAGACACCCAGUUCCCCAGUGAAGACAGAACCCAACCCACCUCAGACUUCAUCAUGUGAACAGAGUCACAGCCAAGCACCAGCACCGGUACCAGAAAUUGCUGAUUCCACAGACAACUGUGAGGAGGUUGCAAUGGAAACCAGCUACUGUGAGGUGGCUGUGAAGGCUGAUGACACGGAGAGGAAUAUCCAUGAUGUUUUGUCCAUGGCGGGUGAUCUUCUCAACAUGCUCCGCUCUGAAAGCACGUCAUCUGAACCCAGCACAGCUGAUGAGAGCAGUUUGGCUGAAACCAGAAGAGCGGCCAAUGAUACAAGACAACAGACCACAGCUGAGAUAACGCAAGCUUCUGUUGAGAAAAACCUCACUGAUAAUGUUGUUCAUUUGUCAGGGAAAGAGCCUGAACAUCCAGAAACAGUUCUUGAAUCGGGUGGAUCUGAAUUGACUACUGGAAACAAUAAAAAUGUUCAAAUUUUGGAAGAAGAGCCUAUGGACUUUGAGGAAGCAAUGGAUGUUGAUGAUGAAAUUACCUUCAACAUCAGGACCCCUGUCAGACAAAAUUCAAAGCAAACACCAGUCAAACAGCCAUCAGAGCAAACUACACCUUUAAAAGCACCUGAGGCAGCAGACAAGGAUGCUGAAUCCAUUACAGUGAAAACAGAAGAAAAUGAACCUGUCCAAAAAGAUACUGGCAACAUUGAUGGGAAUAAGGCGGAUGUGGUCGUAAAACAAGAGCCUGCAGUAGAGGAUAAUAAAUCAUUAGAAAACAUUGAGCAAGAUGAAGGAAAGGUUACCAAGGGAAAAGGAGUAGAAAACAAAGAAGAAUCUCCAGACAAAAACCAGUCUCCACCUACUACAGAUCAAGCUAAACCAGCGGUAUCAACAAAAUCAGGGGAAGCGUCUUCGGAUGAGGAGUUUAUGUCUGCAGAUGAGAACAUGGAAGUGGAUGCCUCUCCUGCAAAGGUAACACCUGCCAAACCUGCAGUGCCUCCUGAACUGAAACAAGAGCUGUCCCCAGAGAGAACCCCGCCAAAGGUUGGAUACAAUCUCAACUUUGAUGACCUAGACGUCGAGAGUAUGAAUCCUUUUGCCACAAAGAAGAGCCUAGUGAACAGUCCUGAUGUGGGUAAACCAGCUGGUGUAAAAGAGGUAAAGCAAGAAAGUGUAGUCACUGCUAAAGUAGCUGGAAAGACAGAAACUAAAAUCACAACUGAAGAGAAUAAGACAACAGAUGAUGUUGAAAUAGAAGAAAAGACUGAAAAAGGUAAACCUGACGUUCAGAAGGAGACUGCACAGAUUGAAGGCAACACAGAAAAAACAGAAAGCACAAAAACAGUUACUGAUACUGUAAAUUCUGAAGUGCAUGAAAAACAAAAAGAUGAAGACAAAGUUCAAGAAAGCAAAGACAUAAAGGAUGAGGAAAAAACAGACCUCAAGGGCACAGGCUCAGAAAUCUUGAAAGCAGAUGAGACUGUAGGAGAUGAUCAAGCACCUGUUCAAGAAAACACACCAGCUAUCUCCGACUCUCCAGCCAUUCCAAUGAAGUCAGGGGCCUACAACCUCGACUUCCUUGAUGACAUAGAUCAGCCUUUUGGCAUAGAUCCUUUUAAACCUGCAGCACAGAUAGUCAACUCCCCAGAUGUCGGGAAAACCACAACUCAGGUGCCACCCAUGGAGUCUAAUCCUUUCAAAUGUAAGGCACAGCUUAUGAAUUCUCCUGUUUCUAGCAAACAGCCUGUUACCCCAGAAACAAAGAAACGGGAUAUGGGAAAGUCUGAUAAAAAUGACAACAUCUCAGAUAAUACUAAUGCGAAUGUUAAUGAUAAAAACACUGAAGUUGAUGUUAAAGCUGUUGCCAAUGAAAAAGAAGUUGAUACAAAGGCAACUACACAAAAAGAGAAAAAUGUGGUUGAUCCAUUAGAUGUGAAAGUCGCAGAUGUUAAUGAUACUGGGUCAGCAACAGCCCCAUGUGAUAGUGCAGUUGACAUGGAUCCUUCUAAACCUGUAGCACAGAAAGUCAACUCCACAGAUGUGGAAAAAAUCACACAUCAGGUGCCACCCUGUGAAUCUGAUUCGACACAGUCUGAACAGAUACCCGAGGCUCCUAGUUCCCCAGUGAUCCAGCCAGCUAGCUACGCUCAAAUAGACUUUGAUAACUUGGAUGAUGUUGAUCCUUUUAAACCUAAAAAGCAAAUGAUGAAUUCACCAAUUGGUAAAACUGUAUCAGCUUCAACUGAGAUUCAAUCACAGGAAAUUGUUGAUCCUUUCAAGCCUACAAAACAGAUGCAAAAUUCUCCAAUUGCAAAACCUACCCUAGAAGUAGUUGAAAAGACUAAGGAAAGUGAGAAUGCUGAAGUUAACAAUGACCAAGAUGAACAUCCUAAAGUGAAAUCUCAAGAAAACACUGUAGACAUAGAAACUGUUGAAGAUAUAGACCCAUUUAAACCAACAAUACAGAUGCCAAAUUCACCUGCAGUUAAACAGACGCAAGAGGCUUUGCCAUUUGAUUUUGAUAACUUAGAUGAAAUUGAUCCUUUUAAACCCAAGACACAAAUGCUGAAUUCACCGCUUCCUCAAACUAGAGCAAUACCCAGCACUGCUAAGAAAGACAAUCCAGACAGUAAUUCAAGCAUUAGUAAUGGUUCAAAACAAGAACAAUUGGAGCAAAUUUCAGAUCCGUUUGCCGAUCUUAAUCCUUUUGAAGUGAAAUCAAAAAUUGCCAAUUCACCAGAAAAAUGUGUCACAAAUAUUGAAGAGACAGUUGAUCCCUUUAAAACAAGUAAUAAGAUUGUUGCAUCCCCUGAUAAGACAUUAACAGAAGAAAACCCCUUUGAAACAAAGUCAAAAGUAGCAUGUACACCAGAAAAGAAGAAUGCUGAGGAAAACCCAUUCCAGACAAAGACUAAAGUGGCUACCACCCCUCCCUCUAAUGCCUUUAGUCCUGCAAGAUCACAAAUACAUGAUGAUGAUCCAUUCAAAACUCCAUCCAAGCCGACCAAUUCAAACCAAAAUGCUGUCAGCCUGCUGGAGACGGAGACAGAUUUUGAGGUACAGGGAGUGACACGCAGGGGCCAGACAUCGGCUGAGGGAAUGUAUCCUGACAUUGACGAGUCACAGUUUGUCUCUGCAUCAGAAAUCUUCAAUGACCCAGCAGCUUGGGAAAUGCUGGAAAAGUUUGGCAGUGCAGCCUCAAAAGAUACUGAGUCGGCUCUGUCACGGAUGUCACUGUAUGUGAAGUUUGACCCUCUGGUUGAUGCAGCACCCACAAACAACUUCCUCAAUCCAAGGAGAAUAAGUAUACGUGCCUCUCAGCUGGAAAAGGUUAAAGAAUAUGGCCUGGAUGAGACCCUACUCCUGUUGGGAACACCCCCCAAAAAGCGUCGCCAGUCCAUGGCGGCCUCUGGCCCACGUAUCCCGCCUGGUGUAAACAAGCCUUCCUCUUCGGGCACUCCCAUCCAGGCACAAGGUCCGGUGAAGAAACUGGAAACUGUCACAACAGAGCCCAAUUCAGUUGAUCUGAUUAUGCAGUACAGUCCUGCGAAGAGAAAAGAGGGAGGAGAGAUGGCUCCUAGUACCAUCAAGGUUGGCAGCUUGUUUGAUGAAGAGCCAGAGGAGGAAGAAAAUCUCUUCCAGGAGCUGAAGUACACGGACAGUGACGUGCGACGUAUCCGGCAGGAGAUGCGGUUAGCCCUACAGGGGGAACUGAUGGCUAAGGAUCGUGAGUGGUGCACACGUCAGGAGGACUGGAACCGUGAGAAAGAGAACAUCCUCACUCGAUGGAAGGAGGACAAGGCCGAGUUCAAGAACCUCGAGCAAAUAUUUUGUAUGUUGGAGAAAACAGCCUAUGAAAUUUCAGCUGCAAAAAAGAAGGCAGAAGAUAAAAACAAGGAGUUACAGGUCGAGAAGGAACAGGCUGUGGAGGACCUUGCUGCCAUAGAGAGGUCAUUCUCUGACCUUCAUCGGCGAUACGAGAAAACCAAGGACAUGUUUAUGAACCUUAGAAAGAAUGAAGAAACACUGAAGAAAUAUGCAGCCGACCUCAUCGAGAAGUCAAAGAAACAGGAUGAAAAAUUCGACAAACUUAAAGAUGUCUCUGAGGAAAAAUUGAAAAAAGCAUCCGAUGAGAUAGAACGGUUGAAGCAGGCCGCAAAGAUGUCUAAUGAGAAGUUAAAGACAGAGAAGAAAAUAGAAGAGAUGAAGGUGUCCAACCUGGAGAUGAAGAUCAAAACCCUCGAGACUGCUCUUGAGAAAAAGACUGAAGACAUCAAACAGUUGACAGAGAUCUGUGAUGGUCUACUGGCCCAGGUCGGCAAAUAAACGAAUCCCAAGGCAUUAUGCCCUGGAGACCAGAGCAGUUCUCCUUUAAAGCUUUAGGCAUGUGAAACGUAGCACAGUGGCUGUUUUCAUGCCUGAGUGAUUCCAGUCAAGCCAUUGGCCAGUUAUUUUUAACAGUCCUAUCAAAAUACUUGGAUUAAAAUCAUAAAAUAAAGUAAAAUCUAAGGUGAUGAUUGAAUACAGCCCCAAAUGUCUUUAUCACCAGUUUGAGUAGCGUUAGUCUGUCGGUAGAAGGGGCUACACAUGCUAACUUUAUGGAUUGGGAAUAUUAUGCUGCAUAUGGUGUGACACAAUACAGUUCACUUAAAGUGUUACUGGUGCUUCAUGCAGUUUAAAUUAUGUGUAGGAAUAGUGCUUAGUAUGACUGUAAGUUGUCCCUGUGAAAAUGUGUUCAAAUAGUAAACUAGAAUUCAUUUAUGAGUGAGCUUGAUUGGAACAUUUGCAAUUCAUUUUAGAGGACAUUUUGUCUACAGCUUUGCUUUGUCUGGUGUAUUUAUAAUAGAAACAAUUAGAAUCACACACCUGUCAGAAGAUUAUGCUGAGUAUGAAUGCAAACCUAUUUGCUUAAUUGCUGAUUAUAAUAUAUAUGUUUUUCAAUGUUCGCUCUGCUGUAAAUUUAAUUCUAGAUGGAGCAGAAUAUUCUAAUAUUUUACCUUAAAAUACCUAGGCAUAUUGUCUUCUUGUGUUUCUUUUGUUAGUGCUCACAUCAUUUAAACAGAAAAGAUUAAGUUUAUUGUAUAGAUAUAAAGUGUAUAUGUGAUUUUUUUGGAAUUAUUUUCACUGCCUGAGCCUUUGAAAUUGGGGGAUAAAUCUGGGAAACAUACAAAAUAAGGCCAAAAUAACUUAUAUAAUUGCAAAUAUCCAUGUUUUUACUUUUUUAUGCAUACAUAUUGGUGUUAAUUAGCUUGUCUUGUCAAAAUAUUGUUUAUUUUACAAGAAAUACAUUGCAUUUAUGCAAUUUCAUUAUCAAAUUGAGAAAAAAAAAUUGACGGGGGGGAUGAAAAAAAAUUGCGAUGGUUAAUUGCACUUAAUCGCUAGGCAUAGUGAUAAUAAUGGUCAUGUUUAUUAUUUAUAAAAUGGUUUCUGUUGCUCUAUUCUCCCCUUUUUCUUUCUGCAUCUUUCUUUAUAUUUCUCAUGUUAUUACUAUUAAGAAGUGUAAAUAAAACUGGUAUUCCA
Messenger RNA from Mya arenaria, 5926 nucleotides. Its product is annotated as transforming acidic coiled-coil-containing protein 3-like. The transcript has 19 exons. Gene Ontology annotation, biological process: cell population proliferation; mitotic spindle organization; cerebral cortex development. Gene Ontology annotation, cellular component: cytoplasm. The record is from RefSeq and is a predicted model, not a curated record. NCBI's taxonomy places the organism in Eukaryota, Metazoa, Mollusca, Bivalvia, Myida, Myidae. The coding region runs from base 80 to 4732 and encodes 1550 amino acids.